GUCGUAAUAUUCAGAAAUUGCAGUGCAGAGUAACAAUACAAUACAUGUUUUCGUGAAGAAGAAACAACUCAAAAUGGAUAAAAUUACGACAUUAUGUAUAUUUUCGAUCACCGUUUGCUGUCUUUUGGUGAUUGUCACAGGAACACCAACACCAACGCCAACUCCAGAAGAAGAAUGCCAAAGUCGAAAUGCAUCAUGUGAACUCUGUUUAAAAGCUCCAAAAGCAAAAUGUUAUUACUGUCUGACAACCAAGGAGUGUCGUCUUUACCCGGCCUCCAGUAUCCUGCCAAACAAAGAAUGUGAUUUGAGUCAAGCAAGAUGGGGCACCUGCUUGAUAAACUUCGAGGCAUUGAUAAUCUCAAUGAGUGUGAUAGCGGGAUUGAUCCUCAUCGGAGUGCCUUGUGGAAUCUACUGCUGCUGCUGUAGAAGUUCAGGAAACAGAGCAAAAUGGGCUCGUGAAGAUGCCGCACAGGAAAGGAAGAAGGAAGAAAGGAAAAUGAAACAUGAGCAGAAGAAAAUGGAACGCAAGGCCAAGAAUGAUGAAAUCAGGCGUAAAUACGGUUUGAUGAAGGAUGAUGAAGGAUCGUAUCACAAAUUCGGCGAAGAAUAAAGGCCGCGAUAAAAUCCGCCCAAUAUAAAUCCAGCCCUUAUCGUGGGAGUUAUUUCUCUUGAGGAGCCUAUUUUUGUAUUCUAAUAUGCCACUUGACAUUUAUAUUUUCAAUUUAAUAUCCAUUUUCACAUGCAUGAAUAUAUGCCAUAUACUCCACCCAUGCAUGUUUUUCACACACUUAUUGCAUAUCACUUUGAAACAAACCUUAUCAUGUACAUGUACUCUGUAAAGGAGGGGAAAAUAAACCACUGAAAACAUAGCGUAAAGCUCAUAGAUUCCACUUUGGAAAAAAAAAAUCAGUAUCCACUUUUUCAAGUUUGGCCUGUGUUCUCAGAUAAAUUUCUUUUACUAUACAGUUUUUUUAUCCUCUCAAGUCCCAAGAGAUUGCAGUUCAGGAGCCCGUUACAGAAAUAGUUGCGUUUAAA
This is a messenger RNA of Lytechinus variegatus (green sea urchin), 1035 nucleotides long. Its product is annotated as pituitary tumor-transforming gene 1 protein-interacting protein-like. Gene Ontology annotation, cellular component: cytoplasm; nucleus. Bases 74 to 610 code for a protein of 178 amino acids. The transcript has 7 exons. NCBI's taxonomy places the organism in Eukaryota, Metazoa, Echinodermata, Echinoidea, Temnopleuroida, Toxopneustidae. Gene Ontology annotation, biological process: protein import into nucleus. The record is from RefSeq and is a predicted model, not a curated record.